This is a messenger RNA of Abrus precatorius (Indian licorice), 1132 nucleotides long. RefSeq names its product cell number regulator 6-like. The transcript has 5 exons. The coding region runs from base 178 to 912 and encodes 244 amino acids. NCBI's taxonomy places the organism in Eukaryota, Viridiplantae, Streptophyta, Magnoliopsida, Fabales, Fabaceae. The record is from RefSeq and is a predicted model, not a curated record.
AACUAUUUAAAAGAAUAUUUCCCCAAAAAUGUAACCUUGAUAAAUUUAACUGGCGACAAAAGAAACGCAUAGCAUAAGGCGGUUGACUCAGGUAAGCAGCGUUGCAACGCUGGUUUCUUUGGAAGAUCAGCGACAACACAAAGCUCAACGCAGGAAACUCGCAAUUCUUUAGAUCUUAUGGAAGAAAGGAAGCAAUCGCGUUACGUGAAGCUCACUAAAGAUCAGUCCCCCCUCGAAGAUAUCACUCCUGGCGAACUCAAUCAGCCAAUUGAGGUUCCUCAGUUGGCUGCGCGCAAGUGCCCUGAAUGUAGACAGCCACUGCCUGAAAGCUAUGCACCUCCUUCAGAUGAACCUUGGAUGACUGGGAUCUUUGGAUGUGCAGAAGACAGAGAAAGUUGCUUGACUGGACUGUUUUGUCCUUGUGUAUUAUUUGGGCGCAAUGUAGAAAGUUUGAGGGAAGACACUCCUUGGACUGGGCCAUGCAUUUGUCAUGCCAUUUGUAUUGAAGGUGGCAUUUCUCUGGCAAUAGCAACUGUAGCUGCAACUUCCAUCUUUCCUGGUAUUGACCCAGGGACUGUAUGUCUCAUUUUUGAGGGUUUAUUUUUCACAUGGUGGAUGUGUGGCAUUCACACUGGUCAAGUGCGGCAAUCCUUACAGAAGAAAUAUCACUUGAAGAAUUCACCGUGUAAUGCAUGUUGUGUUCACUGCUGCUUGCACUGGUGUGCCUUGUGUCAAGAACACCGGGAGAUGAAGGGACGGCUCUCAGACAAUCUUUUUUCAGAAAUGACCGUUGUAAACCCUCCACCCACUCAGGAGAUGAAGUCUACCGAUGAAAAGGAAAUUCCUGAAACUCCUGAAACAUCCUCAACUAACAACAACGAGCAUACUGACUUGGAGAUUCAGGCUAUAUAAGAAGGCAUAGCAUUGUUAAUAGUGGGAACUGAAACUUUAUUAAAUUUUUGGAUAGAGAAAUUUCUCUUUUGACCUCUGACAGUUUGGCUUGAGUUCUUUCUUCCUGUUUCAUCAGACGUGUCACAAGGAGGUGUAUCACAUAUAGAUGACUCUUGUCGGCUUUAGAGAGCCAAAUUUUACCGAAUCCCUUAUUUUUGAAUUUGUUUUCCUGCUUCACCCU